Grosmannia clavigera kw1407 is the source of this 762-nucleotide messenger RNA. RefSeq lists its product as uncharacterized. Gene Ontology annotation, biological process: nuclear-transcribed mRNA catabolic process, RNase MRP-dependent; maturation of 5.8S rRNA from tricistronic rRNA transcript (SSU-rRNA, 5.8S rRNA, LSU-rRNA). Gene Ontology annotation, cellular component: ribonuclease MRP complex. NCBI's taxonomy places the organism in Eukaryota, Fungi, Ascomycota, Sordariomycetes, Ophiostomatales, Ophiostomataceae. Gene Ontology annotation, molecular function: rRNA primary transcript binding. Bases 1 to 762 code for a protein of 253 amino acids. The transcript is spliced from 2 exons. The record is from RefSeq and is a predicted model, not a curated record.
AUGGCCACGACACCGGCUGCAACGACAGCCGUCCCGGUGGCUGCCGCAUCGCCCGCCGAAUCGCUCGAAGCUGCCCUCGGCAUGAUCGCCGGCUUUCAGCACCGCCACAAGAAUCAGCACCGCCUGUCGGCCUACUGGUGGGCGCCCUUCCAGCAGCUGCGGCGACAUGCCGAGAAGCUGCGCGAAGAGCUGCACGCCCAGCAGCAGCUACAACAGAAGAAGCAGCAGCAGAAGCGACCGUCGAGGAAGCGGGACGUCGUCAGCGACGCUCCGACACAGCGCGCUCGCUGGAUGCAGUCGAACCUGGUCCCAAAAGCGUAUCUCGCCUUCUCCCGCCUCGUCGUCGACAAGCAGUUUGCCCCGCUCGGCCUGCUACUACUAGCCGUCCUCGCCCAGAUUCGAGCCGUGCUCGUGUUCGUUAUCCACGAGGACGAACCAACCGCGGCCGAAAGCCGGGAAAGUCGGGAAAGUCAGGAAAGUCAGAAACUACCUGCAGAUCAAGGACGAGCCGCCACUGGCACACGAGAAAAACGACGGGCUGGCGACGGCAACGACGACCUCGGCGAGGCCGUCACACGGGCGGCCCAAAAACCAACGAUAGAGGCAGCAAGACAGCCGAGGCAGCCGGAAGGCAACGAAGAACACGGCAGCAUAAACACUACCAAGGCGGACAGGAAAGAGAAGGACAAGAAGAAGGAGAAACAGAGGAAGAGGAAGCGCGGCGGAGAUGAGUUCGACAACCUGUUCAGCGGCCUUCUCUGA